Messenger RNA from Folsomia candida, 1731 nucleotides. RefSeq lists its product as uncharacterized. NCBI's taxonomy places the organism in Eukaryota, Metazoa, Arthropoda, Collembola, Entomobryomorpha, Isotomidae. Bases 229 to 1383 code for a protein of 384 amino acids. The record is from RefSeq and is a predicted model, not a curated record. The transcript has 7 exons.
UUUACGCUCUCGCUAUUUACUAUUUACCUUGCAACCCAACCAAGUCAAACCAGUCAAACUUUGAAUUGACAAUUUUUUUAAAUUUCAACAAUUUUUAGCCAUCUCUCGUUUAUCAAGGACUUUGAAUCUUUAGUGCACCCGAUCACGGAGUUCUGGGAACUCUGACCAAGAAAGGUGAAAGAUCUGACAAUUUUGACUGAGUAUACUGAAGCUUAAUCCCGUCAACCAAUGGAGUUCCGUCUUGGACUGCUGCAAAACGAAAUUGAGCACCUCAACAAAAAUAUGGGGCUAAUGUCAGAAGAAUUGAUUGUCCUCAAAGAAUUCAUUCGUCAAGAAUUCGCUACUAGUUUUGAAGCGUUCAACAACGCAAGGAAAGAUAAGCACAGACAUCACCAUCAUAAAAUUGCUGCAGAACCAUCAUCCUCGCAUCAUAAACAACCUGCAUUUCCCGAAAUAAUAAAAAAUGAACCAGCGCUGGACGCAUAUUAUGACGAAAAUGACGCUGAAUUGGAUAAUAUUGAUGAAGAUGGUGGUGGUGGAGGUGAUAGCGAUUUUGAAUUUUAUCCAAUAAACGAAUCCUUCUGUCCCGACGUUGAUCCUUUGCAAACCAGUCCCAACAACAGUCCGAUCAGGAAAGGAAAACCAAAGGCCCAAAUCCACAAAUACUUUGAGCAUAUUUCGAUGCCCGAUGGAAAAGUGCGUACAAAAUGUUUCACAUGUCAGGAAUAUGUUUCCAAUCAAGCACAAAGGUUAAAGAAACAUUUUGAGAGAUGCAGUGGAAAACUAAACAUGGACAGCAAAGUUAUCAAGAGAAUUACAACAAUUGGCUAUAAAAGGCCAUCUGGGUCAUCUGAGAAUCCAACAAAAGUGGGAAGAAAAUUGGACAGAGUUCGAGAGUUAUUCGAAGAACUUCACGACAAAAGUGGAUUUAUUAAAAUGAAAUGCCUAAGUUGUGGUCAUCUUUCAAGUAAUCAAGCUAGCCGGAUGAAAAAACACGUUGAAAAAUGUGAAGGCCUUGCCAACAUUGAUCAGCACCGGAUAUUUACACCAUCCGAAAACCAUAAAGCAUAUAUUAAACCUUCCACAGUUCCGUCAAGCUCAUCAAACAUGCAAUUGUCUCAAACCAUAGAACCCUCACCCCCUCUUGCAUCCCAUGAAAAUGCUACUGUUGCUGUUAAUUCAAAUCAUCUCAAUUCUUCUUCGACUAGUGAAUCAUAUUAUAAAGGAGAAGAGAUCUCACAAGUUAUCACUCCGUCGCCAUCUCACCCCCAGUCAGUAUCAGAUGGACAACAAUCUGGAACUCUAGAUGAAACGGGGCAUCAUCAUCAAGAUGCCAAUUCUCAUUGUGAGAUUACGUCUCCUCCUCCUCACCAUCCUCGAUGAAAAUCAUCACGCGUCUCGAUCUUAUCUUGAUUAAUUAUUUAUUAGUAAUAGUUGUAAAUGACAAAGUUGACAAAGGUUGUUUCGUACUUUCGUAAUCUCUUUUCGUGAGACAAAUACUUAUGUAUGCAGUGUGUGUUUUUAAGUAUUAUUAUGUUUGAUUUUGUGUGUAUAGCCUUAUGAGCUGAUGCUGUAUGAUGCUUAAUGGGUGUGAUUUUACUUUUGUAAUGGUCUGCUUAUCAUCAUCAUUAAUUUCAUUCCUGAUGAUGUAUGCAUGCGUGCAUGAUUUUGAUUUUGAAUAGCUACAAAUACAUUGAAAGCUUGAAUAAAAUUAUUGUUGAAAUACUCACA